Molecule: messenger RNA, 2802 nt
Organism: Neomonachus schauinslandi (Hawaiian monk seal)
Lineage: Eukaryota; Metazoa; Chordata; Mammalia; Carnivora; Phocidae
Gene: IFT88
Product: intraflagellar transport 88
Exons: 25
Coding region: 136-2610 (824 amino acids)
Biological process (GO): kidney development; non-motile cilium assembly; intraciliary transport
Cellular component (GO): centriole; non-motile cilium; ciliary base
Molecular function (GO): kinesin binding
Source: RefSeq, a predicted model, not a curated record
AAAAAUUUUAAGUCAUAAAAAUAUGUAGCAGUAAAUUUGACCAGAAAGGUUGUUAAGUAGUUAUAUUUUAUUUCAAUUAAGAAUUAUUUCAUAUACCAAGAACAUAUUUACACUGCCAAUUUUUCAUAGGUACAAAUGAUGCAAAAUGUACACCUGGCCCCAGAGACAGAUGAAGAUGAUCUUUAUUCUGGUUAUAAUGACUACAAUCCAACCUAUGAUACUGAGGAAUUAGAGAAUGACACAGCUUUUCAGCAAGCAGUGAGAACUAGUCAUGGCAGAAGACCUCCAAUAACUGCUAAAAUACCAAGCACAGCAGUUACUAGACCUAUAGCUACUGGAUAUGGGUCCAAGACAUCCCUGGCAUCAUCGAUGGGAAGACCAAUGACAGGGGCUAUUCAGGAUGGAAUUACUAGACCAAUGACAGCAGUGAGAGCAGCUGGUUUUACCAAAGCAGCUUUGAGAGGCUCUGCAUUUGACCCCCUUGGUCAGUCAAGGGGCCCUGCUCCUCCUUUGGAAGCCAAAAAUGAAGAUAGUCCAGAAGAAAAGAUUAGACAAUUAGAGAAGAAAGUAAAUGAAUUGGUAGAAGAAAGCUGUAUUGCCAACAGCUGUGGAGACUUAAAAUUGGCCUUAGAAAAGGCAAAAGAUGCAGGAAGAAAAGAGAGAGUCUUGGUGAGACAACGAGAACAAGUUACAACUCCAGAAAAUAUCAAUUUGGAUUUAACUUACUCAGUUCUUUUCAACUUGGCUAGUCAGUAUUCGGCUAAUGAAAUGUAUGCUGAAGCACUAAACACAUAUCAAGUUAUAGUGAAAAAUAAGAUGUUUAUCAAUGCAGGAAGAUUGAAAGUGAAUAUGGGAAAUAUUUAUUUAAAGCAAAGAAAUUAUUCCAAAGCCAUUAAAUUCUACCGAAUGGCACUAGAUCAAAUUCCAAGCGUCCAUAAAGAAAUGAGGAUUAAAAUCAUGCAGAACAUUGGUGUUACAUUUAUAAAAACUGGUCGGUAUUCAGAUGCCAUUAAUUCAUUUGAGCACAUCAUGAGUAUGGCCCCAAAUCUGAAGGCAGGCUUCAACCUAAUUCUUAGUUACUUUGCUGUUGGAGAUCGAGACAAAAUGAAGAAGGCAUUCCAAAAAUUGAUUGCUGUUCCCUUAGAAAUUGAUGAAGAUGAUAAAUAUAUUUCACCAAGUGAUGAUCCACACACCAACUUGGUGAUUGAAGCUAUAAAAAAUGAUCAUCUAAGGCAAAUGGAACGUGAAAGGAAGGCCAUGGCAGAAAAAUACAUCAUGACAGCCGCAAAACUCAUUGCUCCUGUAAUUGAAACAUCUUUUGCUGUAGGUUAUGACUGGUGUGUUGAAGUUGUGAAAGCGUCUCAAUAUGUAGAGUUAGCAAAUGAUCUGGAAAUAAACAAGGCAAUUACAUACUUGAGACAAAAGGACUUUAACCAAGCUGUAGAGACCUUAAAAAUGUUUGAAAAAAAGGACAGUAGAGUGAAAAGUGCAGCGGCAACCAACCUCUCAUUUCUUUAUUAUUUGGAAAAUGAAUUUGCACAAGCCAGCAGCUAUGCAGAUUUAGCUGUGAACUCUGAUAGAUAUAAUCCCUCAGCUCUGACUAAUAAAGGGAAUACAGUUUUUGCAAGUGGUGAUUAUGAGAAGGCAGCUGAAUUCUAUAAAGAGGCUCUAAGAAAUGAUUCUUCUUGUACUGAAGCACUUUAUAAUAUUGGCCUUACCUAUAAGAGGCUAAACCGGCUCGAUGAAGCUUUGGAUUGUUUCCUGAAACUUCACGCAAUCCUGAGAAACAGUGCCCAAGUUCUUUACCAGAUAGCAAAUGUAUAUGAAUUAAUGGAAGAUCCCAAUCAAGCUAUUGAAUGGUUAAUGCAGCUGAUCAGUAUUGUUCCAACUGAUUCUAGAGCUUUGUCUAAACUAGGAGAAUUAUAUGAUAGUGAAGGAGAUAAAUCCCAAGCAUUUCAAUAUUACUAUGAGUCGUACAGGUAUUUCCCCUCUAACAUUGAAGUCAUUGAGUGGCUUGGAGCCUAUUACAUUGACACCCAGUUUUGUGAAAAAGCCAUUCAAUACUUUGAAAGAGCUUCUCUUAUACAGCCUACACAAGUGAAAUGGCAGCUGAUGGUAGCUAGUUGUUUUAGAAGAAGUGGUAACUACCAAAAAGCGUUAGAUACUUAUAAGGAGAUUCACAGAAAAUUUCCAGAAAAUGUUGAAUGUCUGCGUUUCUUGGUUCGUCUCUGCACAGAUAUUGGAUUAAAAGAAGUUCAAGAAUAUGCAACAAAACUCAAGAGAUUGGAAAAAAUGAAAGAAAUAAGGGAACAGCGCAUAAAGUCUGGCAGAGACAGCAGUGGGGGCUCCCGCAGCAGAAGAGAGGGGAGUGCCGGCAGUGAUAGUGGCCAGAACUGUAGUGCCAGUAGUAAAGGUGAACGACUAAGUGCCAAACUCAGAGCUUUGCCUGGGACAAAUGAACCUUAUGAAAGUAGCAGUAACAAAGAAAUAGAUGCCUCCUAUGUGGAUCCACUUGGCCCUCAAAUAGAAAGACCAAAAACUGCAGCCAAAAAAAGAAUCGACGAGGAUGAUUUUGCUGAUGAAGAAUUAGAUGAUUUGCUUCCCGAAUAAUACACACUUUAAAAUUUUACUUAUUAAAGGAAAGAAAUUGCCUUACAAGAUAAUACUUAUGUGAGACUUUGGAUUAAACACCCAAAUUUUAAUUUUGUACACUGUCAAAACCUUAAAUAAGUGUAUUCUGUUCUAUGAGAUGGGUCCAAGUUUUGUUUUGUUUAUAUGGAAUAAAGAUAUGUGAAACUAAUA